UAUGACUCAGCCACUGGGUUCAGAUGGGGGUGGAGAGUAUGUAUGUACAAGAGGAGCUCUGCUGCACAAACAAUUUUCACUGUCAGCUCUUCUGCUGCUUGGGUUUGUCCAGUUUUCCCAUUAAAGAACCUUCAGAUAGACUGUCAGAGUGAUUUACGGAUAACCCAAAUGAGUGCUAAUCAUCAUGCCAAUGGGAUGGAGAAGUCAAGCGAUCAAGAAUCUCUGCAGUUGACCGAAAACCUUACUACCAGUACUACCCAUGAUCUGGGGGAAGGCAAGUCAAAACAGAGCAGCCACACUCUUACUAUUUCUUCACAAUUCAGAAAUCACGACACAGAGCGCAGAUACUCCUCCCAUCCAGGAAGUCCACAAUGUUCAAAUAAUCCUGAAGAAGCUCAAGGCAUUUUCUUCCAAGCAGGGGGUAAAAGAAACCAAGACUACUAUACUACCCAGGACCAAUUUGGACACAGUUGCAACGGCAUGAACACCGCUCCACAGUUCCAAGCACCAGAGAAAGUGACUCUUGUCGUGGAUGGCACUAGAUUUGUUGUAAAUCCCCAGGUUUUCACGGCUCAUCCUGAUACAAUGUUGGGGCGAAUGUUUGGUCCAGGACGAGAAUACAACUUCACUCGGCCAAAUGAGAAAGGGGAAUACGAAAUUGCAGAUGGAAUCAGCUCCACGGUUUUCCGGACUGUGCUGGAUUAUUACAAAACUGGAAUUAUUAACUGUCCUGAUGGGAUUUCUAUUCCUGAUCUCAGAGACACAUGUGACUAUCUUUGCAUCAACUUUGACUUUGACACAAUCAAAUGUCAAGAUUUAAGUGCAUUAUUGCAUGAAUUAUCUAAUGAUGGGGCUCACAAGCAGUUUGAUAGCUACCUAGAAGAGCUAAUUCUCCCUAUAAUGGUGGGCAGUGCCAAGAAAGGAGAACGUGAGUGUCACAUUGUGGUAUUAACAGAAGAAGACAUAGUGGACUGGGAUGAAGACUACCCACCUCCAAUGGGAGAGGAAUACUCACAAAUUGUGUAUAGCAAUAAGCUCUAUAGAUUCUUCAAAUAUAUUGAGAAUCGGGAUGUGGCGAAAGCUGUGCUGAAAGAACGUGGCCUGAAAAACAUUCGGAUUGGCAUUGAAGGCUAUCCCACCUGUAAAGAGAAAGUGAAGAGGCGGUCUGGAGGGCGCUCAGAAGUUAUUUACAACUAUGUGCAACGUCCAUUCAUCCAGAUGUCUUGGGAAAAGGAAGAGGGGAAAAGUCGCCAUGUUGAUUUCCAGUGUGUUAGAAGCAAAUCCCUAACAAACCUUGUGGCGGUGGGUGCCGAUGUAGCAGAAGACCAGGAGAUUGUGCUCCAUCACCCUCCCCAGGUAGACGAACUUGACAGGUUGAAUGCCCCAUUUUCUCAAAUGGAUUCUAACACUCUACCAGAUUAACAUUUUUGCUGACUGCAAAGAUGUCUCAACAGAUUUGGUUGAUGUACUGAACUAAAUACCUAGGGUAUCCUGCCAUCAGUUGUCUUAUAACUGGAUCUCUUACCAGCUGUUUUACUCUUGAGUGGCUUUAAACAGAUUGGACUGAUAUAAUUUUGCCUGCUUUUGAGCACCCCAAGCAUUCUCCAAGUAGCACCUGGACCUGAGACUCAGUUCUGACCUCAUCUUUGACAACAUGAGCAACUCAGCUGAAAUGGUAUGUGUUAUCAGCAUCAACUGAAGAUGGUGGAUUGGAUUCAGAUUGGCCAUUCCAUGAAUGGAAAGACUCUUUCUCUUCCCCAGAAAGCCCUGGAUUUUAUUGGAAGCAAUGUUCAUUCACCCCUCUCUGUCCCUGUAGACUUUCAUACUUUUGUAGAAGGACCCCACCGUCUGAUCAGUUUUCAGGAGCUAAAAGGCAUUGGAGGGAGGAGUCCCAAAAGUUGCCGCCUUGCCCCUUCUUUUUUGGGCAAGGGUGGCAGAGUUGGGUGAUAGAUUUGUAUUGCAACCUGGCAUUUUGAAGGCAGGCACAUGCAUACUGGGACCAAGCUUUGUGAAAGCUGUGAUAGCCCUCUCCCAAUAUAUUGUGAGGCAGAGUCCCAACCUUGCUAUCUCAAUCUCCAUUGAGAGUCCCGUCUCCUAAAUGUAGCAAUGAAGAUUCUGAGAGAGGAUGGGAAUCCUUGGGACUUCUUUCAAGACAGAUUAAUCCUAUGGGCUAAUCUGUCUUGAAAUAUUAGCCCACCUGCCUCCUCCCUAAAGGCAGGUGGAAGUCUAUUGAACUUUACUUCUGAUCCAGUCCAAUGAAUCCUUUCAGCAAAGUUGUGUGCAAUCACACAGAAUUAAUUCAAGAAUUCCAGAGCUGUUUUCUAACUUUACUCCUUCAGCAUCUCAUAUUUCAAUUUUAUAGACCACUUAAUCUCGGGGAGAUGCUGAAUAGAUAACACUAUGUACCAUGACUUUUGUUCCUGGGUUAUAAAUGUCAUUUCCUAAUUGGUUCUAUCAUAAAAACAUGGAAAAUUUUAUUAAACUGCAAAAACUUUUGUGAGACUUCCUGCAGCACAUUUUUCUAUAGUUUUUCAAUGAAUAUUUCAUAGAAUCUCAAACAAAUCAACAUAGUUUGUGGUAGCUGCAAAAAUGAAGUUUCUUUAGUAUAACAACUACUUUAAAAGUAAGUGCCGCACAAUAAAACAGGAAAUAACACUUUCAAACCAGGAACAUAACAUUUUUCAAUUUUUGUUACAUAGUGUAAUAAAAGUGCAGAUACAGGGGUGCAGAAUCUCCUAGUUUUGGCUCGCACACACAAAAAAUUGGAUCUGAAGACAUUUACAUCAUUUUCUGUAAGCUUCCAGUGAACUUACAUAGCUUUGGUUCUUUAGGAUGGAGAGGGUAGGUUUCAAGGAACAAAAUGCCAGGCUGCGCCACCACAAAAUGCUGCAUUUUCAACUCAGGGCAAAGUUAUUAUUGUCCGUGUAGUCUAUCCGUAUUAUAUAUAUGCCAUAUUUUGUAUACAAUGACUAGUAAAUUCAGGCAGAAAGUGAUGAAUUAGUGAAACCUGCAAAGUACUCUUGAUGUAUACAUGUGCAAAGAACGUCUGUAUUGUUGUGUUGCAGUCUGUAGUUUGUCCUUUCUUCCAAAAGUCCUGUGAUUAAAUAAUAAUGCUUUAAGGUAACAGUGUCUUUGGCAUUCUAUAGCUUUGUGGACCGAAAGACCAGGUGCUUUCUUCUUCAGACAAAGGACUGUCUCUUUGAUCUUCUGAAAGAAUUACACUGGCAUAAAAGCUGAUAAUGCAGGUGCGUUGCUUAAAAAUUCUGCUUUUUCACUUGCAUAUCCUGGUUACUACUUCUAUCUAUGUUGCUUUACAGCUUACAUAUUAUGAAAGGAAGCAAUGUAUUCUUGUGUUGCUUUUUCCAGCUUGUAAAGCAACAUCGAUGAUCUGAAUUGAUUCAGCAAAGGGUGCACAGCAUGGUUCAUAGAACAACUUUAUUUAGAAUGCAUACAGGGAAAUGUUUCCCAUUUUUAAAAUCCUAUGGAUGAAAGCUGAUCACAUUUCUUGCUUCUAUACAUCUUUCCAUGUAUAAGGUGUAUUCUAAUGGGUAGGUGUAAAGGAUAAUGCACAUUCAGUAGGUCAUGUAUGAAGGUAGUUAUCAGAUGGCCUUGCUGAAUGUCUGACCUGACUGUUCUGUAGUGUCACUGUAAACAAACCAUCAUUCUGUGCUUGCUCAUGCCAGCUCAAUCGUUCGUUCUAAAACUCAAUCACAUACAGUAGCAGCAUUCUCUGUAAAGCAAAGAAAAAACAUUUUCUGAAUUAUAAUCUUUCUUUUGAAAAAAAAUCUAAAGCAGUGGUUCUCAACCUGUGGGUCCCCAGGUGUUUUGGCCUACAACUCCCAGAAAUCUCAGCCAGUUUACCAGCUGUUAGGAUUUCUGGGAGUUGAAGGCCAAAACACCUGGGGACCCACAGAUUGAGAACCACUGAUCUAAAGUGCAAUGGAAGACAUAAAUGUUGGACUAAAGAAUAAGCAGAGGAAUUUGGAGACUUCAGUGCUUGAAACUAGAAGAAUUACAAAAAAUACUUUUGAACAGGGAGAUGCCUCCAAGCACCUCAAUUUUGCAGACUCAAAACACCAUCUCUGUAGGACCACAUCUGAAACUACUUGAUUCUGCCACCUAACGAAAAUAGUUUUGCAAACGCAGAGAGGGGAAAAAAACCUCAUUUUACAUUUUCUGAGAAUGAGUUGCCCUAGGCUGCUAUUACUUUCAAUGAGGUCAUGGUCUGCUUAAAUUCUGCAUCCCUGCACUCAUGACUUAUUAUCAUGUAUGAGUCUAGAAUUUGUAAUCAAAAAAUCAGCCUAAAUAUUUCGGUUGACUUAUCCAUGGGUCAUUGUAAGUACAGUAUUUCAGUUCUUAGUGAAAACAGAACAUUCUUCUCUAAGUGGCAAAAGAGAAGUGCUUAAUCUGUCUUGGAAAAACCUAAAAGCAGCACUGGCUCCCUGUAUUCUGCUGCUGCUGCUAUUUAGAAAUACCUGGGCAGGAAAAUGACUGUGGUGGCUAGGUGGCUGGCCCUUGAGGCUGCACUGGCAUUGUCCCCUCUCCAUAGAAUGAGCCUGGAUUUACCCAUGGAACAUAUUAAAAUCCAUAAUAUUAGUCCCUAACCUGACCUUGAUUUAUACAUGGGGUCAAACUUGUACACAAGUAUAUAUACUAAUCAUUUCACUUUUAAGGAAUAUUCAAUCUGUAUUUAUGGACUUGUGCAGAUUUGAUUUGCUUAAAAUUUUCUCUUUAGGAAUCUAGAUACUUCAGUGUGCCUCUCUGGUCAACUCCCACACUGGAGGACCUAGAAAUUCCUAAAGAUGCUCUAGGUCUUCCAGUGGGAUUCUAUAGACAACUUCCAGCAGAGGAAGUAUCAUGCUGAAGACCUAGAGGUUCUUAGAAAGCUGCUUUCUCAUAUAGGUGUUUUCUAUUUGUGUUUUUCCCACCUUCAUCUCAGCCCUAACUCCAGUGAAUGUGGAGGGCUUAAUGUAUUUCUGCUAAGGGGAAAUAUCACGUAUGUACUCCUUAACUGCCUUAAAAGUACAAAUCAAUAUUUUUCAUUUCAAAAUUAUUUCUAUAUUCCAGAUUUACAAGCUCAUAAUUUCUGUAGUUGUUGAUGUAAGAGCAGCUCACGUGUGUUUUCGUAUUCUGAAUAAAGUGCUUCUGAUCGGA
Anolis sagrei ordinatus is the source of this 5154-nucleotide messenger RNA. RefSeq names its product potassium channel tetramerization domain containing 20 (gene KCTD20). Gene Ontology annotation, cellular component: cytoplasm. The record is from RefSeq and is a predicted model, not a curated record. Gene Ontology annotation, biological process: positive regulation of phosphorylation. Lineage: Eukaryota; Metazoa; Chordata; Lepidosauria; Squamata; Anolidae. Gene Ontology annotation, molecular function: protein binding.